AGAUCGGCGAGAGUGUGCGCGGCGAGGAUGUCUACAUUGUCCAGAGUGGCUGCGGCGAGAUCAACGACCACUUGAUGGAGCUGCUCAUCAUGAUCAAUGCCUGCAAGAUCACCUCAGCCAGCCGAGUGACAGCUGUCAUUCCCUGCUUCCCCUACGCCCGGCAGGACAAGAAGGACAAGAGCCGGGCGCCCAUCUCUGCCAAGCUCGUUGCCAACAUGCUCUCGGUGGCCGGCGCCGACCACAUCAUCACCAUGGACCUCCACGCCUCUCAGAUCCAGAUGGGGGGCCUCCGGGGCUCGACUAGUCCAGCACGCAGGACCAUGUGUGAACUUUCUGAAUAUUAUGACGAUUCAACACUCAUGUCAAUAAUGUGUUUCCAGGCCUUUGACCAUUUUGGUUGCCCUCCUCUGGACACGUUCCAGCUUGUCAGUAUCCUUCUUGAACUGUGGUGCCCAGAACUGGACACAGUACUCCAGGUGAGGUCUGACCAGAGCAGAAUACAGUGGAAUAAUAAUAAUAAUACUUAUUAUUUAUUACUUAUACCCUGCUGUUCCUCUGCUCGUCAAUUUUCGGAGGAUGCCAGCAAGGCUGAACCCUUCCGUAAAAAGGGAUUUAUAAUAAUAAAAAAGGGUUUUAAAUCGAGAAAUCUCAACCUAGAACAUCCUUCUCCCAGGGUGACCUCCAUCGCCGACCACCUGAACGUCGACUUUGCCCUCAUCCACAAGGAGCGCAAGAAGGCCAGCGAGGUCGACCGCAUGGUCCUGGUGGGCGACGUCAAGGACCGGGCAGCCAUCUUGGUGGAUGACAUGGCCGACACCUGCGGGACAAUCUGCCAUGCCGCCGAAAAGCUCCUCUCGGCGGGCGUUACCAGGGUCUACGCCAUCCUGACACACGGCAUCUUCUCCGGCCCGGCCAUCUCCCGGAUCAACGGCGCCGGGUUUGAAGCUGUCGUCGUCACCAACACCAUCCUGCAGGAGGAGAAGAUGAAACAGUGCCCCAAAAUCCAGGUGGGGGUGUGUGUUUAUUUUUGUUAUUACCUCUCUGGCACGUUUCUGAUCGUUCUCACACCUUCCAUCAAUAUCCUCAGUUGUUGUUGUUGUUAUUUUCAUCUCUCCGGCCCAUCCCAGAUCAUUUGUCCCCUUCCUCGCUCCACCUCGCCGCAUCGCGUGACUUUUCAUUUCUAUUCUUUGCCUAUCGUCUUGUUGUCUUGUUGUGAUGGCUGAGGGCUGGCACAAAUCAAGAUUCCUUCAUUCAUUCAAAGCUUGACUGGCAGCUGAAGAUUCAUUCAUUCAUCUCAAAUCAGAACCAGUGAAGGCGGUGAAGGUCCUGUGUGAGUGCUUGGAGGCGGUUGGAGGAUGGAUGGCGGCUAACAGAUUGAGAUUGAAUCCUGACAAGACAGAAGUACUGUUUGUGGGGGACAGG
Messenger RNA from Zootoca vivipara (common lizard), 1422 nucleotides. NCBI's taxonomy places the organism in Eukaryota, Metazoa, Chordata, Lepidosauria, Squamata, Lacertidae. The record is from RefSeq and is a predicted model, not a curated record.